AUGAUCCUCAACCCUCUCAGCAACCAGGUCGGCGGACAUGACGGCGUCCUCUCCAUGGGCGACGACAACGAGAUCAUCGUCAAGCCCGCCCUCCCCCAGGAGCUCAAGUUCUACGAAGAGUCUGUCCUCCACGCCGAACUCGCCGCCUGGAUGCCCACCUACUAUGGCACCCUAACCCUCACCCGAAGCAUGCCCGGACAACCUGGCGACGAUCAGUCUGCCCCUACUAUCAAGGCAUUGAACGGUUAUGCCUUGUCGGACAUGAUGGCUGCUUCUACUCUCGAUCAACAGGAUGGCGCCAACGCUGCUGCUGCUUCUAUCGCCGAGACUGAUGUCGUUGCGGACGAGGCCGAGGAAAAUGGCGUAAAUGACGAUGAGUGUAUCUGUCUCGAGAAUGUCUCCCUGGGAUUCAAGAAGCCCUGUGUCCUUGAUUUGAAGAUGGGCACCCAGCUCUUUGACGAUGAUGCCUCAGAGGAGAAGAAGGCUCGCCUCGGUGCCGUUGCUGCCAACACUACCACCCUUCCUCUUGGUUUCCGUAUGACCGGCUUCGAGGUCUAUGACAGCGAAAAGGGUGAUUUCACAAAGUACUCCAAGCACUACGGAAAGGGAUUGACCGAGGACACGGUCCUGGACGGAUUCAGGAACUACUUUGCCGCAAAGCUCGGGCCCGAGCGCAUGCGUCUAAUCAUUGAGCGGUUCGUCAACGACCUGACCGACUUUUUGGCCACCAUCGAGAACCAGGAGUUGCGCAUGCGGUCCAGCUCGCUGUUGAUGAUCUAUGAGGGCGAUAGCGAGGCAUUUGAUGCUGGUGUUGCGAUUGAGCAAGAGAAGAUUGGAGCUAUUGUUGCGAGGGCUCAGGCACAUAUGGAGAAGAGCGCUCGGGAAGAUAACGAGGAUGAAGAUGAAGAUGAGGAUGAGGAAGGCGAGGAAAACGAUGAGGACUUUGAGGACUAUGAUGAGGAUGACGAGGAGGAUGGUGAGGUUGGACAAAAGGUCACAGAUAUGCGCUUGAUUGACUUUGCCCACUCUACUUGGACUCCUGGUCAGGGACCCGAUGAGGGAGUUGUCAAGGGUGUCAAGAGCGCCCUUGCCCUCUUUGAGAAGCUCUUGCAGGAAGACUACCCAUUCGACUCCUAA
Linnemannia hyalina is the source of this 1137-nucleotide messenger RNA. The record is from the annotation of a GenBank genome assembly. Lineage: Eukaryota; Fungi; Mortierellomycota; Mortierellomycetes; Mortierellales; Mortierellaceae.